CUACGACGUUCACCACCAUACAUCACAACUUCGCCUCGCCUCGAAUCUUCUUGGAUCAACAUUGUGAUAAGGAUCGAUCGAUUCUUAACGACCGGGUACCCUACAGCAUUCGAACACGGUGGACGAAGAUGACUACCGCUCGGACAACCUGCUGGACAUCUUAGCCAGAAUUUACGGUUGAGGUCUUUCUCUCUUGCCCUACCAAUACACCUUCCUAGUAUAUAUCGAUCAGUACCACAGGGACGAAGCAGAAUUAUAAGUAGCGAUGACAUCUUCAGCUCCACUCCAAAGCGGUGCAUCUUUGCAUGACCUCGUGGAUCCGGACGAAACUCGUCGACAAACGACGGCCUCGCUCGACCCGUUCCUUACCAACCCAAUGCUCGUCUCUGGCGAACACAAGCAUGGUCAUGGUCGAUCUCCGACGCACGAAAGCGGAGAUGGUCCUCAGAAGAACAGAGACAAUCACAUGCCGAUCCUCGAUGGGCUGGCGAAGAGACUGGGGUCGAAAGCCUUGGAAAAGGUGACUUUGGACGAGGUCUUGGAGGGAGGAAGUUGUAGUCCAAUCUCGUUUCGCGAAUUCCAGAACUUCAUCACCCACAAAGAGUAUACCAUCGAAAACCUCCUCUUCAUCAUCUGGUUCCGGUCCUAUCAACGGCGGUUCGAGAAGUUGAGCGAGGAAGAGAGGAAGAAGGUGGAUGUACCUAGUGGCAAGCUGGGAGAGGUUGGCGGACCGUUCGGACAUAUAAGAAGGAACAUGGGUAUGGGCGGAAGGAGGAAGACGUUGACGUUGACCCUGGGAUCAAGGAGCAUUUCAUCGGGACAAGCGGAAGGCGAUGAUCAUGAGCAGAGGGAGAGGAGAUCGAGCUCGAUCCCUUUACAGUCCAUCUUCCGACGAACGGGAUCUUCCUCAACCCAGACUCAAAUUGCGGAUUUGCAAACGUCAUUGACGCCCAGCCAAUCCGCCCUCCCAGCCACUCUCACCAUCUCUUCUACCAUCAACACCGACCCCAAUUCGCCAUCAUCGACUUACCUGCCCCAGUUCCACCCAGCCGACCAGCCCAUGAGACAAGAGGCCGAACGCGCUUUCCGGACGUUCUUGGUCCCUGGUGCAGAGAGGGAGCUGAACGUGACUGAUGAGAUGAGGACGAGGUGUAAAGUCGCCCUCGAGGGGAGUACGCAUCCGGAGGUGUUCUUACCUGUCUACAAGGAGAUCUACGGGUUCCUCGAGAUGCAAACAUUGCCCCAUUUCUUAUCAUACGCGCAGACUAAUGUCAAUCUCCCGAAACAAGUCUUCUGGUACGGAGUGGGAUUAACGGACAUUGCCAUCUCGGUCCUCAUCCUCGUCCUGAUGGUCGUUCUCCUACCCGGCAAGUCGUUCGCAUGGAGACUGCCCCGGUUGGUCUCCGUCCUCUUUGCCUCGUUCGGGGCGAUGCAGACGUAUUCGGCCUGGAGAGGAUUCUGUACGCAAGUUUGGGGUAGAGCUUCUAGGCAAUUACAUCCAUGGGAAUUGGAAUCUAAGGAAGAACGCGAGGCUAGACAGGCCGAUCCCAGGAGAGGCAGCGUAGACCUUGAAGGUGGGGCUUGGGUCAAUCCUUGGGCUGAUAAUCCGCCAGCCCCAGCUUCCCCGAUCGAAAAGGGGUCGACAGAGAUCGACGAGGGCGUCUGGUUGCCAACAUUUGGCAAUCAAGGUCCGAAUGUUCUUGAUCGCCAGGGAGACAGGGACGAUCCUCUCGAUCCAUUGUCAGCCGGAUCCGGGUCAAAUCCGGUACAUCAGGAUAACCUGGAUCAAGCGCUCUCGACGCAUAGUUGGGACGGGCCUGCUCCGAGGCUCGCCAUGGGCUACAGUGUGGGUGACAUGUCGGAUAUUUCACCCUGGGACGAACCUCUUGGCCAAACGACUAUCGGCAAUACAAAUUCAAAUACGCACCUGAUCUUUCCCGUCUCGGAAAAGGAAGAUCACGAGGGAUCAGCCUCGAGCUCGGCCGUGCAACGAAGGCGAUCGGCAGGGAUGCAGCAGUCGACCUUGUUACGGCGCUUGCUCCGUGAGAACAGGAACAUCGCCGACGAGGUCACCGCGCCCUUGCCAAAACCACCCGUGUUCGGGGACGAGAUCGUUCUCGUGGACGAGCGUGUCAUUCGAUUACACAAGCAGGUCGUCCGAGAUAUUUUGAUGGUUGGAGCGGUGUGGGGUCUCGUUUGGAUAGCGGUCUGUCUCGCCAUUCCGACAAGCUAGGUAUGGGUCAUCGCAGCGUGAGAUAUUUUGUACGAGUGGCGGAUCGAGUUGUAUUGGUACGAAUGGCUCCUACUUGUGUAAUAGGGUCGGUCAAGUGGUCUAGGUAUUCAAUCGGAAUGA
Messenger RNA from Filobasidium floriforme, 2353 nucleotides. RefSeq lists its product as uncharacterized. The coding region runs from base 266 to 2233 and encodes 655 amino acids. Lineage: Eukaryota; Fungi; Basidiomycota; Tremellomycetes; Filobasidiales; Filobasidiaceae. The transcript has 5 exons. The record is from RefSeq and is a predicted model, not a curated record.